AUGAAAUACACUUUCUCUACUCUUAUAAUUGUUAUAAUCUUGAGCCUAAUUCUUGGCUUAUCUUGGAUCGAAGCUGAUUGUUCGAUAGGUGAAGGAAAACGCGAUUGCCAUUCAGGAUUCUCUUGUAGCUCGGAUAACGAUUGCAUAUUUAAGCUAUGCGAAAAUUUCGUCUGUGUGCGCAAGUUGUCUCGCGGCUGCGUAGUAGGAGGCAAGAAGAAUAAUUGUAGACUGGGUGAUCCCUGUGUGUCUAGUGAUGACUGCCAAACGCCUGGUUGUGCAGAAAAUGAUAGUGGAACUACUGUUUGCGUCUGA
Messenger RNA from Funneliformis caledonium, 312 nucleotides. NCBI's taxonomy places the organism in Eukaryota, Fungi, Glomeromycota, Glomeromycetes, Glomerales, Glomeraceae. The record is from the annotation of a GenBank genome assembly.